Mercenaria mercenaria is the source of this 931-nucleotide messenger RNA. RefSeq lists its product as uncharacterized. The record is from RefSeq and is a predicted model, not a curated record. The transcript is spliced from 5 exons. NCBI's taxonomy places the organism in Eukaryota, Metazoa, Mollusca, Bivalvia, Venerida, Veneridae. Bases 1 to 912 code for a protein of 303 amino acids.
AUGUAUCGCGCUUGCUGGCUUGUUAUAGUAUUUGUACCAUGUGCGGUGGGCCAUGGCUACCUAGCUUUUCCUCCGGCAAGAAAUUCCAUGUGGAGAGAGGGAUUUGACACGCCUAAGAAUUACAAUGAUAUGGGACUGAACUGUGGAGGUUUCUAUAAUCAAUGGACGGUGAAUGGCGGCGAAUGUGGAAUGUGCGGAGACCCCGUCGAAGCCGCUGAGCCACGUGAUCAUGAAGCGGGAGGAUGGUUUGCACCGGUCACCAGGCCCAUCAGUAAAUGCUACAACACAAUAGACCACGUAAUUGAUAUAACUGUUAGAGUCACAGCGUAUCACAAAGGAUAUUUUGAGUUCCGGCUCUGUGUUAACAACGAUAUGACAUUAGAUCCGGGCGAUGAUUGCAUAGAGGACGGGUACCUUCUGAAUGUUGCUGGAAUGCCUGAUGUAACACGUUAUGACAUCAACUACGACAAAAGAGAAUUCUAUCAUUUCCAACUUGAUAUGCCACAAGGAGUUGUAUGUACUCAAUGCAUUCUGCAGUGGAAGUACAAUGCAGGAAACAAUUGGGGUUGUGACGAAGAAGGUUGUGGUAUGGGAGUUGGACCACAGGAGCAAUUUAUCAACUGUGCAGAUAUUGCCAUUUUACCAGACUGCGGCAAUAUACCUGUGACAACAGACAGUGUGACAAGUAACACUGACAGCACUGGUAGUGUGACUCCUGAUGGUUCGACAAGUGGACCUGUAACAGGAGCUCCAACAGCUGUACCUGCGAGACAUUGCCAAGCUGUUGGAAUUUGGACGGGCCUGGCAUACAUGGAUGGAUGGUGCACAUUCAACUGUCUUCAUCCCACAAUCAAUUAUUGUCCAGCUACACACUGUCAUUGCGAUGGUGACCAAACAGUGCGAGUAUGGUAGAUAUCGCUAAAAUGACGAA